AGUUAUGAAGGAAGGAACAGAAUAUGUGGGGAGUACGAUAGUGGUGGAAGACCAGCCGGCGGCGUUGGCAAAAGCGUGCAUGUGUCAGUAGUGAAAAGAUGUGGCUGUGGGCGACAGUAUGGCAAGUCGGCGCUGUGGUGCUCGUGGCCGCCACCAUAGACUUCAGAUUUUUCACCCAGAAACGCUUUAUGCCAUCCCAGAUCGACUGUUAUGACGUCCCAGCGAUGACAUCGCAAAGGUUUGGGCGCUCUUUUAAUGAUGGGUGGCGCUCACGAAAAAAUCCCAGUAAAAUUACGAUGAGUGCGAAUAUAUAUCCACAGAAUCCGUUACUAAAUAAGAAUGAAUUUCUAUCCCGGCGAAUUGACCUUCUGUUCCCGGGGGGCAAGGAAAUAGUCAAGGAACACGCCAAGCUGGUGCAAGAUAUCAACAGCCUCAGACAAGUCGUGUUUAUAUCUCCGCUCGUCGACGAAAGCAGUAGGGAUUACGAUGACUCCGUGUUCCACGAAAUGAUAGAAACAUCCACGACACCCCGGCCUUCGCCCUUUCCGCCGAAACUGUUCAAAUCCACAAACAUCCCAGUCAUUCUGCUAGGCGGAGAGAGCCAAAAUGAUCUUAUAAAAACGCAGCCGAUGAAGUUUUCGAAACCUAUCAACUUGGUGGGCACUUCUGUCUCUCCGUUACUAAAACAUCCGUAUCCCUUUGUGAUGCAGGCUAAAUCUCAAAGACCGUUCAAAUUCUGUAUGCAUCCCAUACCGACUAUGUACCCGACGACUGCGCGGCCAAGCCUGUUACAAAGAUUAAUUAACGCGAUUAUUCCGAGAUAGUCUUUAAAUACUCUCGAACACUGUGAUAAUAGAUUUUCUUUCGUUAUAAUAUGUACUAUACUAUGACUUACAAUACGAUCUUAGAACUGUAGCAACGUCGAUGACACGAAUUAUGUGGUGCAAAAACUGCAAUGUAGUUUACUAACUACAUUGAACAAUGAUACAAUGUGUGUGAAAAUAUUGUCAUCUCUUGUGUGCUAUCGUUACGUUCUGCUUAGUUAAGUACCUAAUCUACCUGUUAAUUUAAUCAUUGUAAAUGUAAUGUAAAUAGAACCGUUAUAUAAGGAACUUCGUUUUAUUCUCUUUAUUCAUUUUUGCUAAUCUUGUAGACGUAAUGAGCUCGUAGUGUUUUCAUGGCAGAGUAAGUAGCAGUUUUUAAGUACAUACAUUACACUAUUAUUAUUUUUUUUAAUUUAAAAAAAUAUUAUGAACCGAUCUCAAGCUACCAACAUUCUAGAAUGAAGUAUGAGUUGUACAAGUGCGUUCGCGUGUGUUAAUUCUAAUUGCUCAUACCAAUUAUGUAUUGUCUGAUUUUUUACACUUGAUGCAGCGAAAUGGAAAAGUUGAACGUCUUAUGCGUUAUGACGAAGUCCAAUUUUUUAUGCCAUUCAUAAGUUCUUGUUAUGCAAUUAUUAUGGUGACUCGGUGUCGCAUUCGUCACGAACAUGUAUGGUGGUGUAUUACGUUACGUAGGUGUCUAAAUUUUAUGCAGAUUUUUUGCAGUUCAUUUGUGUUCACUCAAGAUUGCUUUUAAUUCUUCUAGUUGAUGUAUAUGAUGUUUUCGACUGGUAGAUGCAGAAUAUUAUAGAAAAAUAACUAUUAUACAAAUUGUUGCAGUGUUCAGAUGCCUUACUAACAUAACAGACAUGGUAAAUUGAAAUAAAAAUGUCGACAACGAAUCAUUUAUACCAGUUAAACACAAGUAUCUUGAUCAUGACAUACCUAUUAUAGUCAGACUUCUAUUUAUAUGUAUGUAUGUGACCGUCACAAGCUUCGUCAAAAUAUAUAACAGUAAAAUCCGCAAGAAGCUUCGUCAAAACGUUUACAUAAAGAAAUCUGCAACAUGCUUAGUCAAAAUUUGUAUGUAUGUAUGUAUGUUCGGGUGGACUGAUUGAGCGAAAUUUUGUAUACACGUUUAGUUUACGUAUGACAAAUACACGAUAAGCUAUGUGACGUCAUUCUAAAUCCAAUAUGGUGGACCAUUCAAAAUGGCUGAUGAGUUAUUUUUAAUGCAUUUCUACAAUAUGGGUAUCAAACGAAAAGGCUUGCUGAGAUUAAAUCGAAAAAUAAUGUGACGUCAUUCUAAAUUAAGUGUCUUGGAAUAUUCAAGAUGGCAGAAUAGUUAUUUUUUAUGCACUUGUACAAUAUGGAUAUAAAAUGAAAGAGCUUGUUGAGAGUACCUUACUCGAAAAAUAAUGUAAUGUCAUUCAAAAUACAAUAUGGCGGAACAUCCAAGAUGGCGGAAUAGUCCUUUUUUAUGCACCCCUACAAUAUGGGUAUAAAAUGAAAGGGCUUUAUAUAUAUUUAGAAACCUAGUCAGCGAUAACUAAAAAUUGAAAAAUAAAUUAAAAGAAAAAAAACCAUAAAAAAGCUUUUACUUAAAAGCUCCAAAAAGAUGAAAAUAAAAUUUACCUUUAAAAUUUUAACUAUCAACUUAUACACAAUUUAGGUAUAUGACCAUAAAAGCUUAUCGCGAGGUUGGCGUUACUUACGCAAAGUAUUUUAAUAAAUUAAAUAGGUACCUACUAGUUAAUUUACCCAACUACCUAAACCUCGCGACAAGCUUUUAUG
This is a messenger RNA of Plodia interpunctella (Indianmeal moth), 2615 nucleotides long. RefSeq lists its product as uncharacterized. Bases 99 to 824 code for a protein of 241 amino acids. Lineage: Eukaryota; Metazoa; Arthropoda; Insecta; Lepidoptera; Pyralidae. The record is from RefSeq and is a predicted model, not a curated record. The transcript is spliced from 3 exons.